Molecule: messenger RNA, 228 nt
Organism: Scleropages formosus (Asian bonytongue)
Lineage: Eukaryota; Metazoa; Chordata; Actinopteri; Osteoglossiformes; Osteoglossidae
Gene: fam240a
Product: family with sequence similarity 240 member A
Exons: 2
Coding region: 1-228 (75 amino acids)
Source: RefSeq, a predicted model, not a curated record
AUGAAUUUGGCACGGAUUCAUGAUAAAUAUAAGACAAAAAAAUUCUGGGAGCAGAAAAUUGAAAACCACUGCCAGAUGACUAGUAAUGAAGAAUUAAGGAUGAAGAAUAGUGCUUUGUCCAAGCUCCGCAAUGAGUGGAUUCAGAGGCUGGAGAGUCGGACCCGGCAGCAAAGCAGCUUUAAUGAGAAUCUCCGAGCUACAGGCGCAGACAAUUUAAAAAUACCUUAA